AUGUCUUCAAGAAAUGCAAAAUUUGGGCAUCCUGCCCCCAACUUCAAAGAAAGAGUUGUUAUGCCAGAUGGACAAUUCAAAGAUAUCAGCCUGAGUGAUUACAAAGGAAAAUAUGUCGUAUUCUUCUUUUACCCUCUGGAUUUUACUUCUGUGUGCCCCACUGAGAUCAUUGCUUUCAGUGAUAGGGCAGAAGAAUUUAAGAAUCUAAACUGCCAAGUGAUUGGAGCUUCUGUGGAUUCUCACUUCUGUCAUUGGGCAUGGGUUAAUACACCCAAGAAACAAGGAGGAUUGGGACCUAUGAACAUUCCUUUGGUAUCAGAUCCCAAGCUCAGUAUUGCUCAGGAUUAUGGAGUCUUAAAGGCUGAUGAAAGUAUCUCUUUCAGGGGCCUCUUUAUUAUUGAUGAUAAAGGUAUCCUUCGACAGAUCACUGUAAAUGAUCUUCCUGUUGGCCGCUCCGUGGAUGAGACUCUGAGACUAGUUCAGGCCUUCCAUUUCACUGACAAACAUGGUGAAGUGUGCCCAGCUGGCUGGAAACCUGGCAGUGAUACCAUGAAGCCUGAUGUCCAAAAGAGCAAAGAAUAUUUCUCUAAGCAGAAGUGA
Molecule: messenger RNA, 600 nt
Organism: Chionomys nivalis (European snow vole)
Lineage: Eukaryota; Metazoa; Chordata; Mammalia; Rodentia; Cricetidae
Product: peroxiredoxin-1-like
Exons: 1
Coding region: 1-600 (199 amino acids)
Biological process (GO): cellular response to stress; removal of superoxide radicals; response to oxidative stress
Cellular component (GO): cytosol
Molecular function (GO): thioredoxin peroxidase activity
Source: RefSeq, a predicted model, not a curated record